AACAAACUGGCAUGAUAAGGCAAAAGGAAUUAUUAGUGGAUUUUGACCUUUUGGACCUGAACAGUGCAAGCCGUGCACCUCCCAUUGUGAUGUGAUUUUCUUUAUCAAUCGAGUUGCUUAUUUUUAAUCUCACGACCUUUUGUCGCAACACGUUAAUCGGCCUGAACAUCAAGAUUUAAAUCAAUUCUGCGAUGGCUGAGGAAGUUGAUGGAAACACCAUUUUGGCUGAAGCUCUGAGAGAGCAGGGAGUCGAGAUCGUUUUCGGGAUUGUCGGCGUGCCGGUGAUCGAGCUGAGCAUGGCUAUGCAGCAGGCGGGAGUGCAGUUCGUCGGCAUGCGAAACGAGCAGGCCGCCUGCUACGCGGCCCAGGCGUGGGGCUUCCUCACGCAGCGUCCGGCGGCCUGUCUCGUCGUGUCCGGUCCAGGCGUGCUGCACGCCGUCGCUGGACUUGCCAACGCCAAGAUCAAUGCUUGGCCGGUGCUGUUGCUUGGAGGGGCGUGUCCGCAGGACCAUGAGGCCGUCGGCGGCUUUCAGGAGUAUCCGCAGGUGGAGUCGUGCAGCCUGCACUGCAAGUACUCAGGCAAGCCUGGCGGCGCGGCGCUGAUCCCUCAGCACGUGGCCAAGGCAGUCAGGGCAACGACGCACGGCCGACCUGGCGCCGCCUACCUCGACCUGUCGGCCAACGUUUUGACGCAGCAGGUGAGCUGGGACAACGUGCAGUUGGCUCCACGCUGUCCACCUCCGCCUGUCACGCUGCCCAGCCCUCAGGACGUAAGCAGGGCAGCUGAACUCCUACUUCAGGCAAACAGACCGUUGAUGAUCGUAGGCCCAAGCGGUGCUUACUGGCGUUGCGAGGAGGCCGUGGUGAAAAUGGCAGAGACAUUCAGGCUUCCAGUGCUGACGGCACCGCUGGCCAAGGGCAUGAUUCCCGACGAACACGCACAGAACGUCGGCACGGCCCGCAGCCUCGCGUUGCAGCAGGCCGAUGUUGUCCUGUUGGUCGGCAACCAGCUCAACUGGCAAAUGCACUUCGGACGACCGCCCAGGUUCAGUCCUGACGUCAAAUUUAUCCAGCUUGAAGUGGACCCCAACGAUUUGCACGAGAGCGUCCUCGCGUCUGUGCCUGUUGGUGGAGACCUUUCCGCAAGCCUAAACGCCCUGACGUCAGCCCUUCAGGGCCGUUGGACCGUCUCCAAGCUGUGGUGGCUGGAAUUGGACGCGGCCAUUGCCAAGAACAAGAAGUCUGUUGUCAGCAUGUGCUUGGAUGUGUCGACCCCUCUGAACUACUACGCCGUGUUCCACCACCUGCAGGAACUGCUGCCUAAAGAUUGCAUGAUUGUGAGCGAAGGUGCCAACACUAUGGACAUUGGCCGCACCAUCCUGCUGCACAACAAGCCGCGACACAGACUGGACGCAGGAAUAUUUGGGACGAUGGGAGUAGGCCUUGGUUUCGCCAUAGCUGCUGCAAAAUGGACGCAAAAGUACGCACCAAACAAGAGAGUGAUUUGCGUCGAAGGAGACUCUGCUUUCGGCUUUUCUGGAAUGGAGUUGGAAACUUUGUACAGAUAUAAGCUUCCUGUGAUCGUGGUGGUGGUGAACAACAAUGGCAUCUACGGCGGAUUCGAGCAGGAAAUGUGGGACGCCCUGAGAGAGGAGGGAGACUUGGCCCUCGUGAGCCCACCGACCAGCCUUAGCGUCAGCGUGCGAUACGAGAAAAUGAUGGAAAUGUUCGGCAAGCAAGGUCACUUCUGCCAAACCAUACCUGAGCUGCAGAAGGCUGUGACCGCCUGCCUGAAGGUGCAGGACGGGCCCAGCUUCAUCAAUGUCGCCAUCAACCCAAGCGCGGACCGAAAACCGCAAGCACAUUCCUGGCUGACAAGCUCUAAGCUGUGAAACGUGAUAAAGAAGCGAUUUUUUAGUUAUUGUUUGCCGCACAAAUUUUACACAACUGUUGCGUGACCGUUGAAAUAAAUUUUAUAUUUUGAAA
Molecule: messenger RNA, 1986 nt
Organism: Cloeon dipterum
Lineage: Eukaryota; Metazoa; Arthropoda; Insecta; Ephemeroptera; Baetidae
Gene: Hacl
Product: 2-hydroxyacyl-CoA lyase
Exons: 12
Coding region: 192-1892 (566 amino acids)
Biological process (GO): fatty acid alpha-oxidation
Cellular component (GO): peroxisome
Molecular function (GO): thiamine pyrophosphate binding; catalytic activity; magnesium ion binding
Source: RefSeq, a predicted model, not a curated record